Malus domestica (apple) is the source of this 1095-nucleotide messenger RNA. Lineage: Eukaryota; Viridiplantae; Streptophyta; Magnoliopsida; Rosales; Rosaceae. The record is from RefSeq and is a predicted model, not a curated record.
AUGUCUCCCAAUUACGUGCUAGUUUUUCUUGUCGGAGUGGUGGUUUUCACCACUUCAACUCCUUCUAUUGCCCUGAAACCCCCAAUUCACAAGCCUCCUUCCCACAAUCCACCAAAUUACAAGACUCCAACCCCACUUAACAAGGAAGAGCCUUUCUCAUUCCCGGAGAAGAAGCCCCCAACCCAACAUAACGAGCCCCUCAAGGGCAAAGGAGAGAAGCCUCCACCCAAGCACAAGCCACCACACAAUGAACACCACUUGCUAGAGGUGGAAGGCAAAUUUCCCGAGGGACAAAAGCCACCUCAAGAGCACAAUCAGCCUCCAAAGGGACAAAAGCCGCCACCAGAGCACAAACCAGGACAGCCAGGUGAUGAGCCACCGAAGAGAGGACCACCAGGACAUACCCCAGGUAUUGGACACCCAGGUGACGAGCCACCGAAGAAAGGAGAGAAGCCACCGCCCAAGCACAAACCAGGACACCCAGGUGAUCAGGAAUCCCAAAAAGGAGAAAAGCCACCACCGAAGAACAAGGGAAGCCCAGGUCAUGAUGAACCUCCCAAGGGUAAGAAGCCACCACCGGAGCACAAGCCGCCUCACAAACAAAACACCGGACGUCGUUUAUUAGAGGCAGAGUCAUUGGAUGGGAAAUUGCCUCCUAAGGGAAAGAAGCCAAAGCCACCUCCAAAAGGCAAGCCACCAACCCCACUUGAACAUAAUGACGAUGGAGAUCACAAGCCAUUCCCUGAACACGACCCAAAACCAAAGCCAGUUAAGCAGCCUCCAAAGGGUAAGGGAGAUAAGCCACCGAAGGGUAAGGGAGAUGAGCCACCUCAUCAUGAUGGUCAUCUUGAAGAGAAUGUGGUGGAGGAGGGAAGAGACUCAGAUCACAAGCCACCUCGGAAACUAAAACCCCCCAACUGGUACUGGGAAGAAGCCCCCAACUCGCCCUGUCAAGCCACCUCAAAAACCACCACACAAGCCUCCAUUUCCCAACUGAUGAUGCAUGCAUGGAUGACUAGCUUGCUGGCUCGGUUCCAUAUAUUAUUAUGUAGAAUAAGAGUGAUCAUCUGUUACAACUAUUACGUACGUACGUAG